This is a messenger RNA of Zychaea mexicana, 2478 nucleotides long. RefSeq lists its product as uncharacterized. Gene Ontology annotation, biological process: proton export across plasma membrane; regulation of intracellular pH. NCBI's taxonomy places the organism in Eukaryota, Fungi, Mucoromycota, Mucoromycetes, Mucorales, Lichtheimiaceae. Gene Ontology annotation, cellular component: plasma membrane. The transcript has 4 exons. Gene Ontology annotation, molecular function: P-type proton-exporting transporter activity; ATP hydrolysis activity; ATP binding. The record is from RefSeq and is a predicted model, not a curated record. The annotation marks the transcript as partial.
CUUUUUCCCUUUCUUUCACCUCUUUUUUCCCCGUUAGAACUCUUUCUCUCCUCUCCCUUUCUCUCUCUCUCUCUCUCUCUCUUCUCUCUUCUUCCCUCUCCAUCCUCUCCUCUAGCCUCGACCAUGUCGAACGAGAAAACGGAAACAGUCGAGGUCGUCUCCGAGGCUCCCGCCAAGGUUGACCUGAGCGCUGGCAACGUCAAGACGCUUACCGUCGAAGAACUUUACGACAAGGACAAGUACGAUUUGUCCACCAUGGAGACCAAUGACGUUUUGCAGCUCUUGCAAACCCAGCCCAACGGUCUCACUUCGGACGAAGCCGCUCAACGUAUCGAGAAGUUCGGUCCUAACAAGCUCGAACAGAAGGAAGUCAAUGCCUUCUUGCAGUUUUUGGGCUUCAUGUGGAACCCCUUGUCGUGGGUCAUGGAAGCCGCCGCCAUCGUCUCUAUUGCCUUGGCCAACGGUGAUGGCAGACCGCCAGACUACCCCGAUUUUAUCGGUAUCGUCCUCUUGCUUUUUGCAAACUCUUUGAUUGGUUUCUACGAAGAACGCCAGGCCGGUAACGCCGUCAAGGCCCUCAUGGAGUCGCUCGCCCCCGAAUGUAAGGUCAAGCGUAAUGGCGAGUGGAAAACCAUGGAAGCUGCUGAACUCGUUCCUGGUGAUGUGGUUAGCAUCAAGCUCGGUGACGUUAUCCCCGCUGAUGGCCGUUUGCUUUCUGCUCAUGGCCAGGUCUCUAUUGAUCAAGCUGCCUUGACUGGUGAAUCCUUGCCUGUUGGUAAGGAAGCCGGUGACGAGAUCUUCUCUGGUUCUACUGUCAAGCAAGGUGAGGCCGAAGCCAUCAUCAUUGGUACCGGUUUGAACACCUUCUUUGGUCGUGCUGCCAAGCUGGUCGGCGAUGCUGGCGACGAUGUUGGCCAUUUGCAGACUAUUUUGGCUAAAAUUGGUAACUUCUGCUUGGUCUCCAUCGGUAUCUUUGUCGUUGUCGAAAUCCUCGUCAUGUAUGCUGCCUUCCGCUACAACUACCGUCGUGGUAUCGACAAUCUUUUGGUUUUGCUCAUUGGUGGUAUCCCCAUUGCCAUGCCUACUGUCUUGUCUGUCACCCUUGCUAUUGGUGCCAAGCAACUUGCUGAGCACAAGGCCAUCGUCACCCGUAUCACUGCUAUUGAAGAAAUGGCUGCCGUCACUAUUCUCUGCUCUGACAAAACUGGUACUCUUACCUUGAACAAGCUCAUUGUUGACAAGCCCACCAUCAAGACAUAUGCCGAAUUCAACGGUGACGAUGUCAUCCAGCUGUCUGCCUUUGCUUGCCGUACCGAGAACCAGGAUGCCAUCGAUUUCUGUAUCGUCAACUCCUUGCCCGAUCCCAAGUUGGCUCGUGACGGUAUUGAAGAACUUGAAUUCAAGCCCUUCAACCCCGUUGUCAAGCGUACCGAAAUCACCUACCGUCGCAUCGAAGAUGGUGCCGUCUUGCGCGUCACCAAGGGUAUGUCCCACACCAUCUUGGAUCUCUGCUCCCGUGACAAGACUGAAGCCCAGAUCCAAGCCUUGAACGAUGAUGUCGAUGAGUUUGCCCGCCGUGGUCUCCGUGCCUUGGCCGUUGCUGUUGACGAAGUUCCCUCUGGCGAAGUCGAGGGCGAAGGCAAGGGCAUGCGCCUCAUCGGUCUUUUGCCCAUCUACGAUCCCCCACGUUCAGACACUAAGGAAACCAUUGAUCGUUCCAUUGCUCUUGGUGUGCAAGUCAAGAUGAUUACUGGUGAUCAGCUCGCUAUUGGCAAAGAAACCGGCCGUCGUCUUGGUAUGGGCGAUAACAUGUUCUUGUCUAAGACCUUGAAGGAUGGUCCUCCCGCUGGUUCUGGCUACACCAGCAUCGACGACAUGGUCUUGCAGGCCGAUGGUUUCGCCGGUGUCUACCCCGAACACAAGUAUGAAAUUGUCGAACGUCUCCAAGCCUUGGGUCACAUGACCGCCAUGACUGGUGAUGGUGUCAACGAUGCUCCCGCUCUUUCCAAGGCCAACGUUGGUAUCGCUGUCGCUGAUGCCUCUGAUGCUGCUCGUUCUGCUGCCGAUAUCGUCUUGGUUGAACCCGGUCUUUCCGUCAUUGUCGAGGCCAUUAUCGGCUCCCGCCAGAUUUUCCAACGUAUGCGCAAUUAUGCCAUCUACGCUUGUUCCAUCACUAUUCGUGUUGUCGUCGGUUUCGCCAUUCUCUGCUUUGCCUUUGAGCAUGAUUUCCCUCCUUUCCCUGUCCUUAUCAUUGCCGUCUUGAACGAUGGUACCAUCAUGACCAUCUCUACUGAUCGUGUCAAGCCCUCGCCUUACCCUGACCAGUGGAACUUGCGUGAAAUUUUCUCGUAUGCCAUCUUCUACGGUCUGUACCAAGCCGCCUCCACCUUGGGUUUCGCUGCCGUCAUGUUCCAAACCACCUUCUUCCAAGACAAGUUUGGCGUCGAGCUGCCGCGCGCUGACACCUCUGGCUCUGGC